Molecule: messenger RNA, 326 nt
Organism: Dentiscutata heterogama
Lineage: Eukaryota; Fungi; Glomeromycota; Glomeromycetes; Diversisporales; Gigasporaceae
Source: the annotation of a GenBank genome assembly
CAGAUCUUGCAUUAAGAGAAGAAUUUUGGAAUUUGUAUGGAUUUAAGAAAUCAGAUGUUGAACUUCUCUUGGACAAUGCUUUUGGAAAUGGUUUUCUAUUUGAUGCUAAGGAGGGGGUAAUAAAAUGGUUAAAGGAGGAAUUUGGCGGGUAUUUUUUUAACCCUGAUCAACCUGAAGGCGUUUUCAAUACUGCUUCUUCUUCGCUUUCCUUCCGAUCCGCACACACUGCCCUCACAAACAAUGUUGAACUUGAUUAUCAACAAUCCCCUUGGCAAAUCCAUUCUUACCGAAGCACUCAAUCGACGUUCUCUCGAAUCCAAAAAAUG